AUGGUCGCCAUUACUCUUCCUGCUCGUCGCUCGUUCCUCCAAGAGCGCACUAUUAAAUUUGGCAUUACACAAGCCUUUACCUCGAUAUGGCUUCUGGUCCUAGUGAUCUACUACUCCAAGGGACAUUCCUUUAUGUCGCCCCUCCAAGCUUCCGUCUACCAAUUCCUCAUCUCCACCAACAUCAUCACCCUGACGUUCUUUUUGAUCUUUGCCGCCCUGCAAGUCUACAGCAUCCGCCACCAAGUUGCCUACGUUUGCAGCAGCGUUGUCAGUGAAAUGACUCUCCUCUGCGUUGUCAUUUUCCUCCAAACUGUCGCAGCCAUUGCCUUCUCGGCCAGUGUCCAGUCCUUUGCCUGCUCUGCAAACAACUGCCGAGAGAGCGUCUUCUUUGCUAUUGUCGCUUGGCUCGCCCCUCUCCUUUUCGUCAUCCACACCGUCGAGUUUAUUGCCCGCGCCCGCCGCCUCUCGACUCCCGAGACCAAAGUGUGGAAUACUGCGACCUGGCUCGUCAACUGGGAGGAGACGGCCGUCGUUGUCGAUUCGACCGACGUUGAAAAGGGACUUUCUGCCCCUAAGCCCCUCGUCUUGCCCAUCAAGAAUUCCUCGAACAAGGGCCCCAGGUCCAAGGAGAUGCCAGCACAACGUGCAAUUUCCAAGGCGUACCGAAACAUGCGCGGAAAGAGCAUGCCCCCUCCAGCUCUGCCCCCCAAGAGCCCGCGCUUUGCCCCCGUUUCGGAAAAGGAUAUCAUCAACAAGGCUCGCUUCAGCGCCAACGGCGACCAAGUGAUCUUGAUCGUACCCUCAAAGCUCCAGUACACCGUGCCCCGCCUCAGCCACCCACCUAAAUACUUUAUCCAGAUCCCAGAGAACAUCUCCUACGUCGUCCCUCGAUUGUCAAAGCCCCCUUGCCCAAAGAUUCGUGCAAAGGAGAGGCGCAGAGCUCGCAAGGCAGCUGCCGCAUCUGCUGCCGGCGCCAUCUCCCCACGCAAGUGGGUCUCGACGAUCAUGUCGUGA
Molecule: messenger RNA, 1014 nt
Organism: Serendipita indica DSM 11827
Lineage: Eukaryota; Fungi; Basidiomycota; Agaricomycetes; Sebacinales; Serendipitaceae
Source: the annotation of a GenBank genome assembly